Molecule: messenger RNA, 1413 nt
Organism: Ostertagia ostertagi
Lineage: Eukaryota; Metazoa; Nematoda; Chromadorea; Rhabditida; Trichostrongylidae
Source: the annotation of a GenBank genome assembly
AUGCCUUUCCAGCUAAGUCUUCACCUUCUGAGCUUUCACAGGAUGAAACUACUUAUACUGCUCCUCUUUGCUGCAACGGCGGCUCACGCAUGGAGGGAGCUCUUCCAUCCACCAUUCCUGAAGGGUCUCAGACGGACUGCUCGAGACGAGUACUAUAAGAUCCUUUUCAACAAGUCAUUGACAAUCGCUGAGCAGAAGGAGCAGAUCAUGGCCUGGGCAAAGAAAUACAACAUUCAGGUUUACAGUGUGCUGAAGUUUGCCAUGGAAGAGUCUAUGCAUGAACAUGGUCCACAUGGUGACCAUCCUUUUGGUCCACCUCCUCCACCAUUUCCACCACAUGAUGGAACUGGAACGACGGCCCUUCGGGUGGAUGGCCUAGAGGAGGACAAAACGGUGGGCCUCCCGGUGGAUGGCCUAGAGGAGGACAAAGCGGCGGCCCUCCAGGUGGAUGGCCCAUUGGAGGACAAAACGGUGGACCUCCCGGUGGUUGGCCGAUGGGAGGAGAAGAAGGCGAUUUCGGUCCAUUUGACCCAUGGCAGAAUGGAUUUCGUCCGGAUGGCCCUGAAGAAUUCGGGCCAGGUCAAGUCUUACAGGAUGAAACUACUUAUACUCCUCCUCUUUGCUGCUACAGCGGCUCAUGCAUGGGAAGAGAUUUUCCAUCCACCAUUCCUGAAGGGUCUCCGCAGGACUGCUCGAGACGAGUACUAUAAAAUCCUUUUCAACAAAUCAUUGACAAUGGCUCAGCAGGAGAAGCGGAUCAUUGCCUGGGCAAAGAAACAUCACGUUGAGAGACAAGCACUCGCUUUCUUCACUAAGAAGGCGCAGCACAUGGAAGAAAUGACGCGGAAAUUCACGAUGCUGAUCAAUGAAUUGCCAAAAGCUGUCGCACAUCUGACCAAAAUAAUAGGGAACAAAAAACAGACGUUCCUAGAAAUGAUGAAGACCAUACACGAGUUGAAGGCCAAAAAUCCAGUGGUUUACAGAAUUCUGAAGUUUGCCAUGGAAGAGUCUGUGCAUGAUUAUGGUGCACACGACCAUCCUUUUGUUCUACCUGAUCCACCAUUUCCACCACAUGAUGGUCCUCUACCUUGGCACGGAACCUGGGGUCAGCCUUGGGAGAGGGACUGGAACGGCGGCCUUCCAGGUGGAUGGCCCAAUGGAGGACAAAACGGUGGACUCGGUGGAUGGCCGAUGGGAGGAGAAAAUGACGGACAUUUUCCCGGUGGAUGGCCUAGGAGAGGACAAAACGGUGGACCUUCCGGUGGAUGGCCGAUGGGAGAAGAAGACCAAAGUGGUUCAUUUGGUCCAUGGCAGAAGAGGCGCUUCGGUGGAUUCCAUCCAAAUGGCCCGGAAGAGUUCGGACCACGUCCAAGUACGAUUCUGAGAAGGCGGUAUCAGUGCGGCAAAGGAUAG